AACAUAACAGUCGCAAUAUGCCGCAUUAAUACAACGACCAACUACGACGUGGAUUUAAACGCGUUUUUGGCAAUUUACGAACUCAAGGAAGAAAAAAGUCAUGAGAAAGAAUAUAUAAAAUACUAGAAAUAACGUGUCUUAAUAAAUAUUUAUUUAUUAUGUUAAAAACAAAUAAUAUCUGAAGUGCUAUUGUAAAUUUGAAAAGAAAAUAAUAGUAAUAAUAAUAUACAUUAUAUGUAUGCUUCUCUAAACGUGUAUAGAGUAAAUUGUGUUAAAUAUAUAUAUAUAUAUAUAUAUAUGUAAUAUAAUUUAAUAAUACAUACAUAGUUUAUGUGCAAAUUAUUAUGUUAAAAAGGAUACUAAAAUUAUCCAAGGAAGAACAGCUUUUGCCAUACGAACGGAUGGACUCGCCUGAACUACCCAAAGUCUAAUGAGAUAUUAAUGAAGACACUUAAUAGCGAAUACAAUUGACAUUAGGAUCAAUCCAAGGUGGGAGAAUAUACUGCUUCUGCAUGUAUUUUCUAAGGAAUCCGGUUAUGGGAAUAAUAACAUGCGACACUCAUAAACUUACUUUUUUGCGACGGUCUCUGAGAUAUAUUAAAUGCAAUAAAUUAUUAUUUGGCGUACUUUUAACAGUAGCCAUAAAUAUAAGCUUGGCACAGCAAGAUCACAAUCGUAAAUUACAUAGUUAUGGCGGACGUUUUGUGGGCGAAGAGGAGGCGGAAGCCAUAGCAAUCGAAGCAAAUAUGCGUCUGGCCAAAAUCCCAUGUAAUUUUACUACUAAAACUAAUUGUAUAUAUGCAGAACAGCAAUUAGACAGCCUCACUUUGCCAAUAAAGGAUUUAAGGCAGCGCAACAGCCAACAUAACAUAAACGAAAUUGUUGUUUCUUGGGUGUCUCAAGCUGGCAUUAUAAAUAGAACUGAACAUACCCUUGGUGUGGUCCAUAGCUAUGAUAACAGAAAUGCCAACACCAUUACCAAUACUACUGAUCCGAAUAAUGUUCGAGGGAAAGCCCAAAACGGUUUCUACAACUUCAAUUGGAUUUUUGAAUUGUUGGCAUGUAUGAUGUUGGCUAGUGCAUUUGAAAUUUGUCUCUUAGUAUUGCGAAAUUUACGAAAUAUCAGUUUGGCAUUUUUUGGAUUUUGGUCAGCGUUAAAUGCACGUUUUCAGAAGCUCUGUUACGCUUGUCCUUCUACGUCGUCCGGCACUAAGAGUGAUCAGCAGCGUAAGCGAAAUGUUGCAAUGGGAGAAAAACGCACACUGUCAUAUAUAUUCGCUAUACUGACAUGGCGUGCUUCACAAACUGCAAAAGGCGGCACAACUAGUACAGAAGCAAAUUUAAGAGACGAAAAUACUGGUGCAAUCAGUUACGGUCACGUCACCACUAUGGGAGACUUGUUGCUGCUUAUACUAUUCACUCAUGUUUAUUAUCAGAGGCAAAAAUUUCAUCAGGGUUCAAAUAAUGAUAAUGUUAAUGCCGAAUCGGAAGAGUUAUUGGAAGGUCACAAAGAACGCGAAAAUGAUAACAACGGUCCAGUUCAUCAAGAAUUCUAUGAUAAACAGAAUGAAAAGAUCAACAAUAGUACUUUCAGCGACCAAACCCAUAACAGACGUGGCCUAAGUAAACGCUGCUCCCAUUAUUGCGGAAACAUGUAUCAGCAAAUUUUGUUGUUACAAGAGUAUCAUAAAUCAGCUCAAGUCAAAAUUGCACCUCUUACAUCGUCGUACGCAACCAAAAUACCUUAUUUGACUUACUGCACCGGCAUUGUUUGGCAUACGUGCUGUUUCUGUCAGUAUUCUUGUAGAACUUGUUGCUACUGUUGUAGCAGCUGUCGCUGCUGUCGGAAUCAGCGUUGCUACAUUUAUGUACCACCACUAUGUAAUACCAUCUACUGCUGCUGCUUCUAUAAAUCAUUGAAAUCCUUUCAUGAUGUAAACUUCCAAUAUUGUUGUUACCUCUGCUGUUGGCCGGAUUUCUACCAUAUCAGUGCUGUGGGUUCUCAUUCAUCCAGAUGUUGCUGCCACUUCUACUGCGAACGUGUCUUCAAUCAUUGUUGCCUCUGCAAUGCCCUUGUAAAUAAAGCAUCUUCGGCUCGUGCUUUGCUUCUCCUAAACAAAAUAAAAAGUUAUUCUUCAAAUGCCUACCGGCCUUCCCCAGACUACUGUGUGUGGAAAGUGAAGUACAACAACCAAAGUUAUUCUCUGUUCUACGAGAUAGAUGGCCAAAGCUAUUCUUUUCUCUAUUUGAUAGAUGGCAGGUCCAUGUUUGUGUGUAAGCGCAACUAUUACCAGAUAGCAUUGGAUGUGUUUUGCUCGCUAUUACCGCAAUAUUUUGUGACUAUAAAAAAUUGUCAAAGUUUCGUAAAAUGGAAGAAGUUUCACGUAGCUGUGGUGGUAAUGGCUUUAAUAGUAAUUUGUGCCUCUAGCGCCGGGGCUAAUUAUGAUCAUCAUCACUAUUACAAUUCGCUUUUCAAUAAAUGCCACAAGCAUUUCUCCAGAUGCAAACAAAACAGGAGAAAACGAAGGCGACGCCGACGUCGGCAUCAACAUUGUAAGGCCUAUAGGCCGCAACAUUACUUCUAUACCACGCUGAUACAGUGUGUUAAACGACAAAACGCUAAAAAAUUGCAUAAAAAAUUCGCUACUAGACUACAUAAAAAAUCGGCAAAGUUAUUAACGCCCAAUAUAUACAUAACAUGUGAGUAUUCCUUAGCUACAGGUACAGCUACAACACCAGUCACAACGAAACAUCCAAUUGUACGAGCUAUAAAGCGGGUUCGUGGUUCAAAACCAAAUAUUGUCUGGUUGCUCAUUGGGCUAAUAUGGUUCGAAGGACCAAAAAUAGUUAACUGUAACGUUAUUAUAAACUAUCAAAACCAGCAACAACACGAACAACAGCAACAACAACACCAACAAACCGGAAAUAGCCAUAAAGAAACAACAACCAAUAGCGUGAAUUCAAACUUUGAAUACAAAAUGGACAAUUUCAAUCAAAUGAAGACUAAAAGUGGCAACAAUAAUAAUAAUAAUAAUAGUAAUAACAAUAGUAAUAAUAACGGUAAUAAAAACAAAAAUAAAAAUAAUAAUAACAACAAUAAUAAUAGCAACACUAACAAUAGUAAUAGAAGCUCCACCAGCAGUAGCAACAUACAUUUAUCUGUUAAUGUCAUUCCUAUUAUUAACACUAUACAUUUUAAACAUUAUUGCAAUAAUAAUUAUCAUCAGAAACUCAUACGAUCAUCGCAACGUGUUCAACGUGCCUUAAAAACAAAUCCAAAUUUGGAUACUAGUAUAACUUCAAGUGCCUCCUUAAAUUACAAUAAUAUUAACGAUGAUUUGGACUCAGAACAAAUGCCGUCGUCAUCAGCAUUUCAAACUUUUAACGAAGAAAGCCAUGCUCAAAGCGAUCUUAUGCGUUUGGAAUCAAUAAAGCAUCAAAUUUUAUUCAAAUUGGGCCUGACGCGAAAACCAAACGUAUCACAUCCAUUGCCAAAACAAUUUAUAUGGGAUACAAUAUAUCGAGCUGAUGGUAUUAAUAGUUUUCAUGAAUUUUCAAAUACAAAUAAUUUCCAAGAUCAUCGUCACAUUAUGCCUCAACAGAAUUAUCCGUUUUGGUCGGCAAAACCAAAUAAAGGUGCCAAUGAUGAUCGAAAAGAUCGCUCUAAAGAUUCAGAAGAUCUAGAAGACGGAGUAGACAAUAUUAAACGAUCGCUAGAGAAUAAUAUUGUUUUACAUAAGAAGUAUGGCAAAAAUAAACAACAACUGCAGCAGCAACAACAACAACAUCAAACACUUCCUAAACUUUACAACAAUGAUAUCAACUAUCAAAAAGGAGCAACAUCAAAAAACUUGAAUCAACUUUUAUACACAACAAAUCGAAACAAAUUAAAUCACACAAACAAAACGGUUAAUAAUUUCACAAUAUUGAAACAAACUAAACACCAACAACAAUUUCAUAAAAAUUCACAACACUCAACAACAGCCAAAAAAACAACAAUAAUACACCAACAGAAUCGAAGACAAUAUGAACCACUUAAUCAAUACACAAACAGCAACAAAAACAAUAUUCAAAAUAAUAAUAAAAAUAAUAAUAGAAACAAUAAUAAUAAUAAUGAUAAUAAUGUUAAUAAUAGUAACAACCACAACAACAACAACAACAUUAUUAUGGUACAAAAACACCUUCGCAACAACAAUAAAUAUAUUGAAGAAGCAAAAAAGUUUACAUAUCUAACGGAUAUCAACAGUAGAGAUGAUAGUUUAAAUAGUAUGGAGUAUCAUAAUCCCGACAUUGAUGACAAUAAUAGAGUAGUAAGAAAGCAAAAGCAACAUAAAGAGCUAUUGCAACAUAAUGUCCCUAAUGUGGAAACAUCUGAAAGCAGUUACCAUCAUCAUUUUUAUAUCGAUACUCACGAUGACUCCGAUAAAGGAAAUGUCCACGUUGAUGAUAUUGUUGCACAUGCAAAUCCAAGUACUAUUCAUGAAGGUGGCAAUGACGUCGUACACGACGACGAUGGUGAUGGCGAUCGUUAUCAUCAUCAUUCGCAUCAACAUCGGCAUGAAAAUUAUUUUCCUAAAUUAGACGCUUUCGAUGAAAAUGAUGAUUUUUUCGGUAGUACUCAGGAGAUAAUAACUUUUGCUGAAAAAGGUAAAAUGUAUAAGAAUCAUCGAUUGGUUGAGUUUUCCCAUCAAAACAAUGAAAAGCCAAAACAGAAGCUUCAUGUGCGCAAUGCUGAGAUACACAUACGCAUCGACAAAAUUUCAAUAAAAAAUAAAUCCAGAGCUGGCUCAGGAAUAAAACGCAAAAGACUGAAAAUAUGGAUAUUUCAAUUAAUUGAAAAUAAUUACACUUACAAGGGUUUUGAUCAUGUGGCUAAAUUUUGUGCAUCAUUUGAAGUAGACACAUCCCGCUUAGGAUGGAAGAAGUUUGAUAUUACAACAACUGUUAAGGAAUGGUAUUCGCGGAGAGAAAGUGAAAAGCUUAGACUGCUUAUUGACUGUACAGGUUGUGGCAAGGUGUAUACAGUACAUCUAUUUAAUGACAAUACCGCCAAGGCGGAUGCCAGCAUUAGAGAACGUCGAAUAGCGGAUGAAAGGCGUAAUGCGAAUAUUAAUAAAAUGCAUAGCAAACAUUUUUACAAUAUUACUCAUAAUUACGAGAACUACACUAAUUUUCAAUAUAAUCAAACAAUAUUGGUGGCAGAUAAGGAUGGCAUAAGACAAAGAAAUCCAGCGAAUUCAGAUGAAAAAGAUCUCUUGAAUUCAAGCCGUCCAUUUUUAGUUUUGCAUACCGAAGCUAGAAGACAGCGUCGGGUUCGUCGACGCGCCAUAAAUUGUAAUGGAGCGUUACACGGUCAGUGUUGCAAAGAGUCGUUUUAUGUUUCAUUUAAAGCCCUCGGCUGGGAUGAUUGGAUCAUAGCACCUCGAGGAUAUUUUGCCAAUUAUUGUCGUGGCGAUUGCACUGGUCCAUAUCGUACACCAGAUACUUUUCAAACAUUCCAUGCCCACUUCAUUGAAGAAUAUCGUAAAAUGGGUCUUCUAAAUGGCAUGCAACCAUGCUGUGCGCCAAUAAAAUUUUCCAGCAUGUCACUUAUAUAUUAUGGCGAUGAAGGUAUAAUAAAAAGAGAUCUUCCAAAAAUGGUGGUCGAUGAAUGUGGAUGUCCAUGAUAUUGGUAUAUUAUUCGAAGAGGUACACAAAAAAUACUCAAAUUACUACUCAUACCAUUGCUGACAUAACACAUAGAUAUAAUUUCGACUCUUUUAUAUAUGUAUACAUAUAUACUAUAUAAGUAUGGAUAUAUGUAUAUACAAAUACGUAUAAAAUACAUAUACAUAUAUAUAGUAUGUAUUUCAGAAUCGAUACCACACACAAAUAAGUUACAGCAUAAAUAUACCGUCUUAUAACAUAUAGUUCCACUGGGCAGCUCCAAAAUCUCCGGCCUGCUAAUCGUUAUAGCAAAUAAAAACAGACUAUGUAUGAGCUGUACAUAACUACUAAUAUUAAUAAUAUAAUAGUACUAAAUUACCAGAGUGUGAUUUUUUAUUUAUUUUAUUUUUUAAUUCUAAACCAUGUAAUUUUGUAUUAUAAACUAAAAAUACUAUUUAUUCCCUUUUUCCAUUAGUAUGUAAAAAACUAUUUUAGCGUUAAAACACAAUUGGAGUAGAGUGGAUUUUCUAAUAGAAAUUUUUAAGUAAUUUUCAACUUAAAAUAAAAACUAAACAUUUUUUAUUUCGAAAUAAAAAC
Messenger RNA from Lucilia sericata (common green bottle fly), 6243 nucleotides. RefSeq lists its product as uncharacterized. NCBI's taxonomy places the organism in Eukaryota, Metazoa, Arthropoda, Insecta, Diptera, Calliphoridae. Gene Ontology annotation, cellular component: extracellular region. The transcript has 5 exons. Gene Ontology annotation, molecular function: growth factor activity; cytokine activity. The coding region runs from base 513 to 5666 and encodes 1717 amino acids. The record is from RefSeq and is a predicted model, not a curated record. Gene Ontology annotation, biological process: SMAD protein signal transduction.